Porites evermanni is the source of this 3743-nucleotide messenger RNA. The record is from the annotation of a GenBank genome assembly. NCBI's taxonomy places the organism in Eukaryota, Metazoa, Cnidaria, Anthozoa, Scleractinia, Poritidae.
AAGCAGCUUUUCUUUUUACUACUUUGCCUUGGACUCGUGUCAGUUAUGUUUCUUUAUCAAAAUCCUGAUUGGGGCCUGGGAUCCAUCAAGCUUCUUAACCAUCAAAGACAUUAUUUGGUUAGAGUCCAAGUAGGUGAGUUCAUUGUUUCAUCUAUACACGUCUAGAUACUUUGAACUCCCGGAGGUCAUUUUAACAUUUAACACUCUUGUAUGGGCCAUUCCUCCCUUUUAUUGGACAGUAAGUCUUUUACAUUGGAGGUAGGAUUAGUCAACCUAUGAAGGCAAGGUAACCCUUUUACAAGGGUCAUUUUCCACCAUGACAAUGGUCACGACUUUUAGUGAGCGCCUUUAAAUGCUCCUUUUAUCUGUAGUCAUCAUGUCCUUUCUCACGCAAACGGCAAACUUCCUGAUCAUGGGCAGCCUCUGCUAUGUAUUGCUUUGGCAGUUGGCCGUUAGGUUUGCAUCGCAAAGAGUAAUAUAUGAGGCACAUGUUACGUUGACGUCGGAUACAUCAACAAUCGGAUGGUCAUCCGCCCCUGCGAGUAUUUGCCUUUGGUUCAUGUAGUAAACCUUUGCAUCGUAAAUCUCAGUUUAUCGGCCCUUUCGCCAAAACUUUUGAGAAAAUCGUCAGUAAACAUAAAACAUCUCUUAAGCUUAUGUUCUUGGCUUAACCUCACUUCAUCUCACUUAAUCUUUACUUCACUGUUUUUUUUACCAUUUGACUUUUUAGAUAAAGCCAGAAACCCUGAGCAACUUACAAUAAAUGGAGUCCACGACAUGACAGAAGCAGAGAUAAACCAACAAAGAACUUUGGAUUUAAAGCAAAGACUUCUUCUUCUAUCAGACGAAGAGAGUCAUUCCUCUCUCCAAGAAGAAAUAAUCUCAAAGCAGGAUCAGCAGCGCAAAGAUUCUUCUCAGUGUCAGUAUGAAGGAUUACAUAUUGCAACAAAGACAGCUGUAAAUAUGAGUUGUGUGCCCUAUAAGAGAACUGACAAGGAUUGCCAUGAAGCCUUUAGUUACUUUGGGAUGUUCAACGUUACGAAUUCAGAUACACAUGACUGCGUAGUGCUUCCUAGCCGGCCAAUCUGUACAUUUCUCACGGAGUCGAGGUUUGGCCCUACAGAGAGAGUUUCUGUGACAUGUUGGAGAGACGUGUGCGACAAGUCAUCACCAGUCUUUCUCGGCUGUGCCGAUCCCAGGUUUGGAAUCGUACACAACGAGAACGAUUGGCGCAAAUUUCACAGCGUGGGAGAAUUGGAGCAAGAGUUACCUGAGAUUGUAUCUCGAACUUCAAUAAAUGGUUUUAACUUUUGUUUACUGAAGUGCAAGGAGAGGAGUAAAAGUGUCAAACAAGCUCUAAUAUUCCCGCCAAUUUUAAAACGUGCGACGACGAAAACAGAUCAUGCAAAGAGAAAGAUAAACAUUAAUAUUGUACUUGAGGAUUCAGUUUCUCGGUCACACUUUUACAGAUCCAUGCCUCGCUCGGUCCAGUCUCUUCGUGAUAUUGCAAAAGAUUCUAGUUUCCAGGCCAGUGUGCUGGAUUUUGAGCUCGUUCAAAGCUUUGCUUCCUACACUCUUGUGAACACCCAGUUUUUGAUGGCAGGCAAAUCACUAGAGUAUAAAUCAGGAAGAACAAACAAUAUAAACAUACUCGCGGAGAAGUUUAAACGUUUUGGAUACCAAAUUUUAAUGCAGGAAGACUUGUGUUGGUAUGAUGGGUGGGGAAGUUUUCUCUCCCCUUCUUACAAGAAAAACAUCGAACCUUUCACAGAGGGAUUCAAGCAAGUUUUUGAAAACUACAAACAGGAAACCAAUCCUUAUUUAGACAAUGUGGGUCUCAGUUAUCUUUCUUGUGAGAUCCUAAAGGAUCUUGGGGUUACGAAUCCUUUCGGGCGUAAAAAAGGCGACAACACUCUUUGCUGGGAUGGCAGAUCACUGAGUGAAUAUCUUCUUUUUUACGUUCGAAGAUUUCUGUCAUUAAUAGAUCAAAAUCCUGCGGCUGCUCCAGGAUUAACUUAUACUCAUCUUAACACAGGACACGAACCCUCUGGAAAGCGCAUUCGAAACGACGAUCGAUUUUUGUCAAGAUUUCUGGGAGAAAUGGCGAGAAGCGAAAACACUUUGACAAUCAUUCUCUCAGAUCAUGGAGGUAAGACAACAGAUUAUGCUAUCCAAACACUGCAAGGAAGUUUAGAGGUUUAUAGCCCAAUGCUUUUUAUGAUCAUUCCACAUAAAGUAGCACAACGCAUGGGCAAAGAUAGACUGAACGCUCUUAUUGAAAACCAAAAACGCUUAGUCACCGUGUCAGAUUUAUACUACACGAUUACUUCCGUCGCAGAGCUGACAGAAAGUGGUGCCGCGGUCAGUCAGGCCAGUGGCUUACUGAGACCAGUGUCUGUUACUCGCACAUGCGCAGAUAUACAAGGUCUUCAUUCGGAGGUAAUGUGUCGUUGCGAAGGUUGGACAAAGUUCCUGAGUACAAAUUCAGUGGAUGUUUUAUGGCUAGCAGAGUUUGCCGUUGGACAUAUUAAUAAUUUAGUGCAGAAACAAUAUUUAGCCGGUAAAUCAGAAAGCAAACACUUAAGUGGAUACGGAAAUUGCGCCAGAUUUGUUGGAAAAGCUAUUGAGCGGCCAAGGCAGGAGAUAGCCGGCAAAUAUUACAUUACAACAAUGAUUUUAGUUGUUGAGCCAGCCUAUGGUAUUAAAUCAAAAGAACGCUUCGAAGUUCAGCUUCGGCACUCAAGCAUUCGAGAACACAGAAUCACCUUCAUUAAAUACACACGACUAAGCUUUUAUAGNACGCUCUUAUUGAAAACCAAAAACGCUUAGUCACCGUGUCAGAUUUAUACUACACGAUUACUUCCGUCGCAGAGCUGACAGAAAGUGGUGCCGCGGUCAGUCAGGCCAGUGGCUUACUGAGACCAGUGUCUGUUACUCGCACAUGCGCAGAUAUACAAGGUCUUCAUUCGGAGGUAAUGUGUCGUUGCGAAGGUUGGACAAAGUUCCUGAGUACAAAUUCAGUGGAUGUUUUAUGGCUAGCAGAGUUUGCCGUUGGACAUAUUAAUAAUUUAGUGCAGAAACAAUAUUUAGCCGGUAAAUCAGAAAGCAAACACUUAAGUGGAUACGGAAAUUGCGCCAGAUUUGUUGGAAAAGCUAUUGAGCGGCCAAGGCAGGAGAUAGCCGGCAAAUAUUACAUUACAACAAUGAUUUUAGUUGUUGAGCCAGCCUAUGGUAUUAAAUCAAAAGAACGCUUCGAAGUUCAGCUUCGGCACUCAAGCAUUCGAGAACACAGAAUCACCUUCAUUAAAUACACACGACUAAGCUUUUAUAGCAAAUAUGAAAAUUGCGCAGACAGGGGCGUGGACGUGAAACUUUGCGCCUGCGCGACUCCGCGCCGAGGGUCGCAUCAAUUAUCAGUGAAGAAACUGAUCCGCUCUCGCCAUUUUGUAGAUUACGGACUGAAGAGUAGCACGCGAUCACUGGACUCUAAAUGUUUGUUGGUGACUAUACGGAGCCUAAAGAAAUAUGUCGUGUCUAAAAGGCAGACUCGCUUGAUGAGUAUUGAAGUUGCAAAUGUGUGCAGGGACAUUUCGAUGAAAGUUAAGUUGGGGGGCAUUCACAGGAAAACAAAAUUUUCCCAAACAUUACCGUUGUCUUUAGUCGUUAAUCCAAGGACAAUACAUUAUGUGCUGUCAGUACUCCAUGAGUGGAAGUAUGGAUUGUUUAGACCAGCUUUCAUGCAC